CUCUGUUGAAACUAUACCAGGAAGAGGAGCAGUGGCAGUCAACAAGUGCAGGGCGUUCUCUGGCUGUACAAAAGCCUCCCCUGUGUGAGCCAGAGCUCAGAGACAUGCAGGGAUGUGCAGGUGUAUGUACACAUAGCGAGGAGAGCUGUGAAUAUCCUGCCAACCAGAUCAUCUCUUGCGCAACUCUCUGGUCCUGUGUAGCCCGGCAGACCUUUUGCUUUUCCUUUCACUGCUUGCUUCCAAACAUGUCUCCAGAGCAGAGCUUCUGAGGAGCUAUUUCUUCAUGUGCUGUUUCCUCACAUGCUGCUGAAAGCAGCUUUCUCCAAGAAGAGAUGGUAGGAAUAAUGGCAAUGAGGACGUGGAUUGAGCCAGUGGUUGCGGGUUCCCAAGUGGCCAGUGCCUUCUACGACACAGCACUGCUGCUGAUAGUGAAGAACUACUACAACCAGACCAACAGCACUGCUCCCUCCCACAUCCUGGAAGAUGCUCAGCAGAAGGCUGUAUCUAAUUUUUAUAUCAUCUACAACCUAGUUCUGGGCCUGAGCCCACUGGUGUCAGCCUAUGGCUUGUCCAAGCUGGGGGACAGGAUACAUCGGAAGAUCCCCAUCUGCUUCCCUCUUCUUGGUUAUUUGGGCUCCAAAACUCUCCUGCUCUUCCUGAUUCUGCUCGGCUGGCCAGUGGAGGUGAUGUAUGGGGCUGCUGCCUUCAAUGGGCUGACAGGAGGCUUCACCACGCUUUGGGCAGGCAUCAUGGCUCUGGGAUCCCUGGGGUCCUCUGAAAGCAAGAGAUCUCUGCGGCUCAUCAUUAUUGAACUGGUGUAUGGCCUCGCUGGCUUUCUGGGAAGCAUGGCAUCUGGCUACCUCUUUGUUGGCUUCAGUGACCACUAUCGAGAAGGCACCGUGCUGGUGAGCUGCAGCAUUGCUUGCUAUGCCUUCUGUCUCCUCUACAGCAUUUUUGUCCUCACAGUCCCCAAGCCUGCUGCUUCUUGCCCAGCCAAAGCCAAGAGUGCAGAGGAGCUGGGUGGUCAGCUACCAGAAGCAGCAGUAGCAAGGAGUUCCCAACCUUCAGAGGGCAGCAUCUCCAGUCCAGUAUCACCCUCGAAACUCAUCAUCGUCCUGCUGUUUGUGGCAGCAAUCCUCUAUGACCUUGCUGUGGUCGGUGCAAUGAACAUACUCCCACUGUUCUUGCUCAGGGAACCUUUAAGUUGGAAUGCCGUGGAGAUUGGCCACGGCAAUGCUGCUGGGUACGUGAUCUUCAUUACCAGUUUCCUAGGGGUACUUGUGUUCUCCAGAUACCUGAGGGAUAUUACCAUGAUCAUGAUUGGAGUAGCAUCGUUCAGUGCUGGCAUCCUCAUCAUGGCCUUCGUGCAGUGGACGUUCCUGUUCUACAUUGCACGGGCAGUGAUGCUGUUUGCCCUCAUCCCCUUACCAACCAUUAGGUCUAUGUUGUCCAAGCAUGUUGAAGGAUCAUCCUAUGGUAAGGUGUUUGUCCUGCUGCAGCUGUCUUUAGUCACCACAGGAGUAGUGACAUCUACAGUCUACAACAAGAUCUAUCAAAACACACUGGACUGGUACAGUGGCUUCUGCUUCAUUUUGUCUUUUCUAGUUGGCUGCCUGAGUCUCCUCCCUUUAAGCUUUGUGGCCAUCAAACAACGGUCAACCACUGGCUCCCUUGAGAUUCUGACUGAGUAACAGAGGCAUCUUCUGGUUGUUAUCAUUAGUCCCUACAGUUACCAACACAACAGGAUACAUAGGAUUUUUAUUUCCACUUUA
This is a messenger RNA of Hirundo rustica (Barn swallow), 1772 nucleotides long. RefSeq names its product solute carrier family 46 member 2 (gene SLC46A2). The transcript is spliced from 4 exons. Gene Ontology annotation, biological process: transmembrane transport. Bases 333 to 1691 code for a protein of 452 amino acids. NCBI's taxonomy places the organism in Eukaryota, Metazoa, Chordata, Aves, Passeriformes, Hirundinidae. Gene Ontology annotation, cellular component: membrane. Gene Ontology annotation, molecular function: transmembrane transporter activity. The record is from RefSeq and is a predicted model, not a curated record.